Sarcophilus harrisii (Tasmanian devil) is the source of this 2146-nucleotide messenger RNA. RefSeq names its product cancer susceptibility 4 (gene GOLM2). Lineage: Eukaryota; Metazoa; Chordata; Mammalia; Dasyuromorphia; Dasyuridae. The transcript is spliced from 10 exons. The record is from RefSeq and is a predicted model, not a curated record. The coding region runs from base 386 to 1702 and encodes 438 amino acids.
CCCCCCCCCUUGCGCUCGCUCGGACCCACUGGGGUUUAGUGGGUAGACGUGGGAGGAUUUCGGAGGCGCUCGGGCCCCAGCCCGCCUCGUAGCGAUUCUCCUCAGGUGUUGAGCCCUCGUCCAGGGAAAGGCUCCGGGAGCAGGCAGGGGAGCCAGGGGCCAGGGGCAGGAGAGUGGGGCGGGUCUGCCCCUCGCGGCCCCGCCCCUUUCUCUGGGCUCCUGCUCCAUCCCUCCCGCCUGCCUGGGGGCUCUGGGGCCAGGUACCCCGGCGGCUGCGGUGCGACUGAGGUGCUUUUGCCCCGCGGCCGCCUUUGUCCCGCAGCCGCCUCGCCGACCUGCCCGCCCCCGCCCCCACCCGCUUCCCGCCAGCGUCGGAGCCGGGAGGAUGGUGGGAUUCGGGGCCAACCGGCGGGCGGGCCGCCUACCCUCGCUGGUGCUGCUAGGGCUGCUGGUGGUGAUCGCCGUCCUUGCCUUUAACUACUUGAGGGUCUCCUCCCGCCACGUCCUACUUCAGGAGGAGAUGCUGGAACUGCAGAGCCAGGUGCAGAGGACCGAGGUCGCCCGCAGUCACCUGGAAAAGCGCAACUCGGACCUCCUGCUGCUGGUGGACUCGCACAAGAAGCAGAUGGACCAGAAGGAGGCCGACUACGGCCUUCUCAGCAGCCGGUUGCAGGCCAGGGAAGGCCAGGGGAAGAGAUGUGAAGACGAGAAGGUAAAAUUACAGAACAACAUAUCAUAUCAGAUGGCAGACAUACAUCGUUUAAAGGAACAACUUGCUGAGCUUCGUCAAGAAUUCCUUCGACAAGAGGAUCAACUUCACGAUUACAAGAAGAACAAUACUUACUUUGGGAAGAGAUUAGAGUAUGAAAGUUUUCAGUGUGGGCAACAGAUCAAGGAACUAAGAGCACAGCAUGAAGAAAAUAUUAAAAAGUUAGCAGAUCAGUUUUUGCAAGAACAAAAGCAGGAAGCCCUAAAGACUCAGCAGAAUAAUGUAAUUGAAUUGGAUACAAAAGAUCAGGAAGCACCCAAAAAUAUUCCAGAUGAAGUUGAGAAUGCUGCAAAUAAGAAUGAGAAACCCUCAACCAAUCAUAUUUCACUUGGGAAAGAACAAAUUAAACGAGCUGGUGAUGCAGGCAUGCCUGGAAUAGAAGAGAAUGACCUUGCAAAAGCUGAUGAUCUUCCUACCUCUUUAAAGAAGCCCCUUAUUUCAGUUUCUCAGCAAGAAAGUCAUCAAGAAAAUGUACAUCCUCCAACUGGAGAACCUCAUCCUCCAAAUAUGGCACCAGAUUUGCAUGUUAGCCACAUUGGAAACUCUGAUAUUUUGAAGCAGAUCCCUCCCAAUCCUCUUCAGCGUUUAAUUCCUGGCCCAAAUUUGGAAAAUGAAAAUGAACACAAGUUUCAGACAGAUAUGUUAAAGCAGGCUUCAAAGGAUAGAGCUGGUGACUUCCAUAAGAUGAAACAAAGCCGGUUCUUUGAUGAAAAUGAAUCCCCUGUUGAUCCGCAGCAUGGCUCUAAAUUGGCGGAUUAUAAUGGGGAUGAUGGUAACGUAGGUGAGUAUGAGGCAGACAAGCAGGCUGAGCUGGCUUACAAUGAGGAAGAAGAUGGUGAUGGUGGAGAAGAAGACGUCCAAGAUGAUGAAGAACGUGAACUUCAAAUGGACCCUGCAGACUAUGGGAAGCAACACUUCAAUGAUGUCCUAUAAAUUCUGUACUGGAAGAAAAACUGCAAAAAACCCUGAAUUGCUGUAAAAUGGAACCUUUUCUGCUUCCUUGUUUGUUGACUUUUAUUUUUAAAAUCACCUAUAAAGAAACAACUAGAAGAAACUUAAUAGAGAACUUUAAUAGAAAAUGUACAUAUGUAUAUAUUUGAACUUUUGCAUAUUAUGAAACCCAGAGAUGUUUUUGGUUCUUUUGUAGUUGAACCAAUAAACAAAGCAAACAAAAACUGUAAUUUUUGCAUUUAAAGCAAGCUAAUGUAUCUAUUUCGAUUUUUAGUUUAAAUUGUUUCCUUAAAUUGGUAAACUGAAAAUAUGGUUGUAUAGUUUAUAUGUUGAUCAUAGCAUAUUCAAAAUGGUGGGAACAAGCUGAAAGCUUUCUUUUAUACAUAAAUUUAUUCUUAAUUGGUUUAAUACAUGUUCUGCUCCAUC